CUAGCGCAGGCUGCUGCAACUGAUCAUGCCAUCACCCCAGUACAGGCUAUGCGGACGCAUUGGCGCGCCUUUGCAUGGUGCUUAUUCAUUAACAUGGGUGCACUGUUGUGGGGCUAUGACUCUCAGGUUGGCGGUGGUUUAUUGAGCGUUCCUUCGUUUCGUAGGGAUUUUGGGAGCUUUGUUAAUAUUGAGGAACAAUACGUCCUUGCUGCAUCAUGGCAAAGUGCCUUUAACAGUAUCAGCUCCGUUGGUGGAAUGGCUGGAGCCUUCUCUUUAGGUCACAUCUCGGAGCUCUUCGGACGACGUGGCGCUGUCGCUGUCGCUUGUCUGGUCUCCAUCGUUGGUAUCUUGGUACAAUUCCUCACGCCUGCCCAUAAGAACGGGAUGCUAUUAGCUGGCAAAUUGAUCAACGGGUUCUCGCUUGGAAUGUUCGUCUCAAGUGCAGGAUCUUACUGCGCAGAGGUUUCCCCUCUCGCGUUACGUGGUAUCACUACCGCAUCUGUUAAUCUGUGGAUUGAUUGUGCCAUGUCGAACGCAGUAAUUCGCGGAACAGGCAACCGAACAGAUGUUUAUGCCUACCGUUUGCCUUUUGCACUCCAAUGGAUCUUUCCAAUUAUCCUUCUUGUAGGCCUUCCUUUCGCUCCGGAAUCUCCUUGGUGGCUCGUCCGCAAAGGGAGGAAAGAUGAAGCUCGGAAUGUCAUCACGCGGCUCGGUGGUCCAACGAUCGAUGCAGACAUGCAACUUCAACAAAUCCAGGACACGAUUGAGCUCGAGGAUUCGUAUGCGGCGAGUGCGAGAUACAUUGAUUGCUUCAAGGGGGUCAACCUCAGACGCACUGUUGUGGCAAUGAUGGUCUUCGUGCUUCAGCAAAGCGCCGGGGUUGUAUUCGUUCUGGGCUUCAGCACAUACUUCUUUGAGCUUGCUGGUUUCGCUACUACCAAUGCCUUCAACUUGGGUGUCGGGGUGACAGCCAUCGGCAUUGUUGGCAACCUGCUAACAUUUUAUACAGUCAAUCGAUUCGGUCGUAGAUUCAUAUUCUUCUGGGGAAUGCUUUCCUGCACUACAGUGCUAUUGUUGAUCGGCUUUAUAUCCAUAUCACAUUCUCAAAGUGCAAGAUGGACGGUGGCUGCCUUUACAAUCAUAUACAAUUUCGUUUAUCAAACUGGGAUUGGUCCCCUAGGCUAUGUCAUUUUUGCUGAAGUUUCGUCGGCUAAGCUGCGGUCGAAGACGGUCGCAUUAGGAAUCUGGGUCAAUUCUUUGUGUGGCAUGGUUGUGAAUAUCGUUGUCCCCGUCAAUCCAGAUCAGGCAAAUCUUGGUGGAUACGUUGGCUUUAUUUUUGGCGGCCUGGCUUUUGCUGGAACAAUUUGGACCUGGUACUUCAUUCCGGAAACUAAGAAUCGCACAGUAGACGAGCUCGAUGUUCUUUUCGAACAACACGUUCCCGCGCGUCACUUUUCGACACACGACAUU
Molecule: messenger RNA, 1470 nt
Organism: Suillus paluster
Lineage: Eukaryota; Fungi; Basidiomycota; Agaricomycetes; Boletales; Suillaceae
Product: maltose permease
Exons: 13
Biological process (GO): carbohydrate transport; transmembrane transport
Cellular component (GO): membrane
Molecular function (GO): carbohydrate:proton symporter activity
Source: RefSeq, a predicted model, not a curated record